Silurus meridionalis is the source of this 6116-nucleotide messenger RNA. RefSeq names its product catenin (cadherin-associated protein), delta 2b (gene ctnnd2b). Gene Ontology annotation, molecular function: cadherin binding. Gene Ontology annotation, cellular component: cytoplasm; nucleus; postsynaptic density. Gene Ontology annotation, biological process: dendritic spine morphogenesis; cell-cell adhesion; cell-cell junction assembly. The transcript is spliced from 23 exons. NCBI's taxonomy places the organism in Eukaryota, Metazoa, Chordata, Actinopteri, Siluriformes, Siluridae. The coding region runs from base 254 to 3841 and encodes 1195 amino acids. The record is from RefSeq and is a predicted model, not a curated record.
UCUUUCUCUCUCUCUCUCUAUCUCUCUCUCUCUCUCUCUCUCUCUCCGCAGUUUUUCUUCCCCCAGCUCGUUUCCUCUCCCGGCGGAUGUGUAUCGGAUGCUUUAUACGCCUCGGUUCCCCGGUGUUCUUCGGGUUUUAGUUGAAGAUCAGUGUAGGGAUGCUUAACGGAUUCGGCCCCUGGAUGAAGAACGGGCUUUAAUCAGAAAAAGCGGAGGCGCGUUGUUUUCUCCACUCUGGAUAGCAGUCGGAGUAAUGCCAGUUCCAGACCAGUCCUGUGACAGUGAGAACUCCAACAUGCUGAGCCCAGUACUAAACGCCUCCAAUGGAGAUGGAUCUGAGACCGAGACGACCUCCGCCAUCCUGGCCUCCGUCAAGGAGCAGGAGCUGCAGUUUGAGAGACUGACCAGAGAGCUGGAAGCCGAGCGGCAGAUAGUGGCCACCCAGCUAGAGCGAUGCAAACUGGGAUCUGAGACUGGGAGCGUGAGCAGCAUCAGUUCUGCUGAUGAGAAAUUUCGCUGGAACAACCAAGAUGGACAAAAGGACAUAGAAGAAGAGCUCACUACUGGCCUGGAGCUGGUGGACUCCUGCAUCAGAUCACUGCAAGAAUCCGGAAUUCUGGAUUCCCAGGAGUUUGCAGCAGGUGAAAGAGCCGGCAUCCUGUCCCAGAGUGCUUUACAGCUCAAUAACCAGGAAGGCACCUUCCCCUAUACUGCUGGUUACCAUAGCAGCCAGACCCUGGCCCUGGGAGACCCGGCGACCUCCCAACCCCUAGCACGCGGUGCUCAGGUGGGAGGAGCCGUGCACAGCUACAAUCAGGUGACAUCUAGCCGUGCAGUCCAGCUGGCGGGCAACGACCCGGGCACACAUGCCCAGUCCCGAGACUCACUGGCUCAGAACCAUGGCAGUGCUUUCCACUUGCCCGACACUCAGCCCUCAGUCUAUUACUCAUGUGCCACCCUGCCAGCCCAGCGUGUGAGCUCUCCACUGUCCAUGCAGCCCCUGGGUUCACCCUCCAAACUUCAGAGGCUUGGCUCUGCCUCGGAUAUGCCCAGCUAUGCCACUCUGCAGCGGGUUUCCUCACCCAAGCAGUCACCCAGCCGCCUAGCCAAAUCCUACAGCACCAGUUCGCCCAUUAACAUGGCGGCUGGAGGGGCAGCUUCGACCUCACUUGGGCAGGCCAAUGCCACUGGCUCCUCCCCCCUCCACCAGCUCAGCUCAGCUGUGGGCAGCUACGCCACACUUUCACCUGCUAAACGCAUGCUGCAUUCCUCCGACCAGUACAAGAUUUCCCAUGAGCUCUAUGCCAACGCUACCCUGCAGAGGCCUGGCAGUCUGGCAGGUUCCAGGGGCUCAUACAGCAGUCAGCACAGCCACCUGGGCACAGAGCUGCGCCCCCUGCAGUCUCCUGAGCACCACAUCGAUCCCAUUUAUGAGGACAGGGUCUACCAGAAAGCACCACUGAGGAACUUCACCCAGGGUCAGGCUCCAUCGUCCCCUGGCGUCGAGCCCAUCCCCCUGCAGCGCACAGGCAGCCAGAACGCCACAGGCACCUUUCCUCGCUCCAAUUAUGCUGCCGCGCCCGACUACGCCAACCCAUAUCGCACGCUGCAGUUCUGCCCCUCGACUGACUCGCCCUACAGCAAAUCAGGACCUGCACUGCCGCCCGAGGCCACGCUAGUCAGGUCACCCUCUGUGGACAGCAUCCAAAAGGACCCCAGGUACGACCCUGAAUUCCUUGUCUGGAAUCAAAAUCAAGCCGAACAAAGAAUGACAAAGGAGUUUGGCUGGAGAGAUCCUGAGCUGCCUGAAGUGAUCCAAAUGCUACAGCACCAGUUUCCAUCUGUGCAGUCUAAUGCUGCAGCCUACCUGCAGCAUCUGUGCUUCGGAGACAAUAAGAUCAAAUCAGAGAUACGAAGACAGGGAGGCAUCCAGCUGCUGGUAGACCUUUUGGAUCACAGGAUGAGUGACGUGCACCGUAGCGCUUGCGGUGCGUUGAGAAACUUGGUCUAUGGCAAAGCCAACGACGACAACAAGAUCGCACUGAAGAACUGUGGGGGCAUCCCAGCCCUGGUGCGCCUCCUUCGCAAAACAACCGAUGUGGAGAUCAGAGAGCUGCUCACAGGCGUGCUUUGGAACUUGUCUUCAUGUGAUGCGUUGAAGAUGCCUAUAAUCCAGGAUGCUCUAGCUGUGCUCACCAACACCGUGAUCAUCCCUCACUCUGGCUGGGACUCCUCCCCACACCAGGACGAGCGCAAACUGCACCUGCACUCUUCACAAGUGCUCCGUAACGCCACCGGAUGCCUCAGGAACGUGAGCUCCGCAGGAGAGGAGGCUCGACGCAGGAUGAGAGAGUGCGAGGGGCUGACGGACGCACUGCUUUACGUCAUUCAGACCGCACUGGGCAGCAGCGAGAUUGACAGCAAGACUGUUGAGAAUUGCGUGUGCAUCCUGAGGAACCUGUCCUAUCGGCUAGCAGCAGAGACCUCUCAGGGGCAGCAGCUGGGCUCAGACGAGCUGGACGGGGUGCUAUGCACCGACGCCAGCGGGAAGGACGCCGAGAGCUCUGGCUGCUGGGGCAAGAAGAAGAAGAAAAAGAAGAGCCACGAUCAGUGGGACGGCGUCGGUCCUUUUCCAGACUCCGGCGAUCCUCCAAAGGGGCUGCAGAUGCUCUGGCACCCGUCCAUUGUGAAGCCGUACCUCACGCUGCUGUCAGAGUGCUCUAACCCGGACACGCUUGAGGGGGCUGCAGGGGCUCUACAGAAUCUGGCAGCAGGCAGCUGGAAGGUAGGCCCCACCCCGAAGCCAUGGUCAGUGUAUAUCCGGGCAGCUGUAAGAAAAGAGAAGGGCCUUCCUAUCCUGGUGGAGCUGCUGAGAAUCGAUAACGACCGCGUGGUGUGUGCCGUGGCCACGGCACUCAGGAACAUGGCUUUGGAUGUGAGGAACAAAGAGCUCAUCGGCAAGUACGCGAUGAGAGACCUGGUCCACCGCCUGCCAGGAGGCAACAAUAACAGCAGUGGUGGUGGCGUGGGAAAGAGCAUGUCCGACGACACCAUCACAGCCAUCUGCUGCGCUCUUCACGAGGUCAUUACCAAGAACAUGGAAAACGCCAAGGCCUUACGUGACGCUGGCGGCAUUGAGAAGCUUAUUGGCAUUGCACGUAGCAAGGGAGAUAAACACUCCCCUAAAGUGGUGAAAGCCGCAUCUCAAGUUUUAAAUAGCAUGUGGCAGUACCGGGAUCUUCGCAGCUUGUACAAAAAGGAUGGUUAUUCCCAGUACCACUUUGUGGGCUCGUCCUCUACAAUAGAGAGAGACAGACAGAGACCUUAUUCUUCCUCUCGUACUCCAUCCGUCUCUCCAGUGCGGACUUCGCCCAAUAACCGCUCCGCGAGUGCCCCCACCUCUCCACGAGAGAUGAUGAGCCUGAAAGAGAGGAAGACAGACUACGAGUUGACUGGAACUAAUCUCGGUUACCAUGGCAACAAGGGCGAACACACCUCCAGGAAGGACACUAUGGCAGCUCAAAUUUCCAGCGGGACUGCCACGCUGUUCCGGGGUGCUUACGUGUCUCCCAGUGACGACCUCAAACAUAACCAGGUGUCUGCUCAAGGUAAUCCAUCAGAGGCCUACCCUCCAUUCCAGACUCCUCCAGGAGCAAACUUUGAGGAGAAUUAUUACGAGGACCAAGCGCACCAACGCCCCCCUCCCACCGCAGACGGAACCCUGCACCUCGGCCUCAAGUCCACUGGCAACUACGUGGACUUCUACUCAGCGUCUCGGCCCUACAGCGAACUCAACUACGAGACGAGUCACUAUCCCGCCUCGCCCGACUCCUGGGUCUAGAAGCAGCAGGCAGGGCCGAGGGUUCGUAGGCACGAAGACAUGCAGACAGAAACCAGCCCGCAUGUGCAUGAACACUAUCGGACACAAACUCACACACCGACACACACUUUCAGUUUGAAUAGAAGGCACCUACUGAGCUCUUGAUUCACAGUGAAGACACUCACAGAGAAAAGAAACUGAUGAUGAAUGCAAGAGGAACGUCUUAGUAAAAAAGAACAUUUGACUUUGCAAGGACGGUCCACGAGGCAGAAAUGCGGGGAAGCAGCGAGGGAAAACCUUAACUGUGGUAUAGAACUGUGGGAUGAGGGGACAUGAAGCACAAGAACAUGUCACACUUCAACACAAGCUGAGGAAAUACGUAGAUCUGACACAUUAUUAGGACAUCUCUUUUGCGUUUGACCUGCUUUUUAUGGAGUGCUUUCUUCACAAGGAGAUUUUUAUCUUUUUUGUUCAUUCUCUUUAUUUUGUAUCUCCUCUUUUUAACUUCUAGUGUAAAGUAUUUGUUGUAUAUUGCAGAUGUAGAUACAAGUUACAUUGUGUAUAUUACAGAAGAGAAAAAAAAAACACUGAUGUGUCCUCCCCCGUGGCUCAUUAUAUAAUUUUUUUUUGGGUAUAUCCGGAAAACAGACAAAAGGAUACUCGUACAUCGUCUUCUAUCAGUAAGGUUGUUUUCGGCACCACAAAACAGUAGGCUUCGAUUUUAAACGUGUGGUGUUGAGAACAACUAAGGUGAUAUCAAAGAGCAUCAUUCCAUACACAGGGUGCUACACUGCCUGGCAAGAGUUUACCAAUCGACAUACUACGUCUUUAUUUAGCUUUUUGGGUUUUGUUAAUGACCAUUCAGUAACCGGUUGCAUUUAAACUCUGUCGUUCCACUAUGCUUCCAGUGAUCUGUGCUGUUUUUUUUGUAAAAAUGUGCCAAAUGCGGUCGUCCCUGAACCAGCGGAUCACCACUGCGCCGACACUGACGUUUAUGUUCAAUCCCAUCAUCGCCGAUUCUAAAGAUAUUCUUUUGUUAUUCCAUUUAUUUUUAUUUCUUACAUAAAAACUGCAAAAAGGCCCGGAUAACGAUCGGAGGGACUCGGCCUUUCAGUGCUGGCAUCCCUUUCGAAGAUGUAUCAUUCAUUUAUGCUGUGUUGUAAAAUAGAUGACUGAGAAAAGCAGCUUUUUUUUUUUUCUUUUCACAGGAACCAGUGGUUUUUAAGUUCAUCGUAGGCUAAUCUGUCAAUAGAUUAUGAAUAUAUAUUAUAUGAAUACAAAUCUCUCUCUCUCUCUCUCUCUCUCUCUCUAUAUAUAUAUAUAUAUAUAAAUAUAUAUAUAUACUUUUAUGUGCCGAUGUGGAUGUCACCUAAUGCAGCAACUUUGCAAAGGAAAAGAAAAAGAAAAAAAUACAUGUAGGAUUUUGUUCACGUUACUUCUGGUCUUAAAUUUCCUCCAGGCUGUUGCCCUUCUGUUGUCAUGUUGUUGCUGUGUGUGGAAGGUGAGACCAGGGCUCCAGACACCCAGAGCAAUGAUACAGCCAGGUUUCUAACAUGGAAACGGUGCUAAAUCACCCCACACACACACACACACACACACGUCAUUUUUAGCAUCCAGUAUAAUGUGUUUGCUAUUUGAUGUCACUCUCUUACAGAAAAUGUAAGCUGCUUUCAAACGUGUUUCAUCUCCAGAGUAAAACUGUGGCGCACUUUGUGACUGCGAAUUCAUGUUUCUAAAAAACCAAAAAAAUGCAACAUUGCAAAAAACUUGCCGCUAGUCUAGACAUGCGGGUAGAAAGAGUUGUUUUCAGUCACAGUUGCCCCUUCUCUUUUUUAUCUCAGGACAUCUCAAAUUGGUUUUGUAGUGGCUCCUGGGAAAGAUCCCUCUGUCAGAAAGCAGGCCAGACAGAAAGACAUGGAGUGCAGCAGUCAUGGCCUCAGAUCAAGCUCUUAUUAAACCUGAAGUAGUCGAGGACGAGUUCUGAAGUGUGGUGGUACGCCCUGGUCUUCCCUCCAUAUCAUUUUGAUCUUAGAGGUAACUGUCAGAGGCAAGGAACCAAAUGAUAAUCUCUUGAAUUUGUCUCACAUAUCUUUCAGCACUAUCAGUAGUAAACAUCGGGGAGGAAAAAAAAAAAAACAUGCACAAAAUAUUUGUGGAGAAAAAAAUUAAGUAGACAUGUCUGAAGAAGGAAAUGUAAGUACAUUUUUCUGUUGCUAGACAAAGUGUUUGAGAGAAAUGUGAACCUUUUUAUUGCCAGAUUGCAACUGCUAUAAGAUAUAAACUGACUAUCAAAUCA